CCCCUUUUGUUCGCAUGCGUGAGGAGAAACGGUUAGGAGAGAGAAAACCUGGAGACCUCUGGCCACUUUUGACGAUCAGUUCGUGCAAGUUUCGCCAGCCCAGAUGGUUUUGCCAAGUUCUACCGCGCCGCGUUCACGCCUUGUCUACCUCAUGGAGGAAGCAGGAACUUCAGACCCCAACGCGAUUAAUUAUAUGGCGAUUCGGCGAGCUCGAGAUCGGGAGCGAAAACGCCUAGCUCGCCAAAACAGUCCUGCAUUGCGUGCCGUGGAGGCAGCAGCAAGACGACGUAAGCGAGAGGACUCAUCGGUUCGAACCGCAGAGGCAGAAGCAAGGCGUCUCCGACGCCAGGACCCUGUGUUUCGAGCCGCCGAGGCAGAGGCGAGAAGACGGAAACGGCAAGUAAAGGCACCAAUCGAGGCGGAGGCUGCAACCAAGGCAUUUACCAAACAUUCCCUGGACAACCACUUUGGCUAUAACUGCUCGGGAGGAAAGGACUGCCUGACUGAUUACAGUGGGCUGAGGUCAGUGACUGAAGGAUCCACCACAGUCAUGCAAGGGGACGCUGCUACACAGUGCGACAUGGGAGCCAAUGUUGCUGACAAGUCUACAUGGUGCAAGGGUUUGUUGAAAUCAACACAGGCUGACGUAUUGCCUCCGAAGGUCUCCAGGGGGACACAAUCUGAAGAUCUGGAAGACUGCCAUGAUUCAUCGAUGUCAAGCGAAGCGGUCUCUCUAGCGUCAAGCAAUUCAAGGAGGACCAGCAGUGGAAUGCAGGAAGAUGCAGAGUGUGACUGCAGACUCGGGGUGGCAAUCGACACAACUUGCAGUGAAGAGGGAGGAAGCUCUCCCACAGCCAAUGCAGGAUCAGCAGUCGUCGCAUAUGCCUGCGGACUUUGCGCGCUCAAGUUCCAGGAGCUGGAUGCCCUGACCAACCACAUAAGAACAUGCCCGUGGCCGGAGCCAUUCCAGUGUGGCUUGUGUUCACAGACAUGUGCAGACUUGAGUGCAACGCGGGAUCACCUCCUCGCUUCUCACAUUAAUGCAGCCACAGCAGAGUGCCCAUUCUGCGGGUACACAUACGAUGGUAGGCGCUCGAACAUCAUGAGGCAUAUGCAGCGGCAGCACGUGCCCAUCAAGCCAUUCAUGUGCAACUUCUGCAAGUUAACUUUUGUCCUCAAAUAUGACCUCCUCUUACACAUCCUUCGAUCCCACACGAAGACGCAUGAGUGUGCCUGGUGUCCCAGCUCGUUCACCAACAAACAGGACUUGCAAGUUCAUUUUCGCCAGCACAUCAGUGUGUAAUCUUACAAGUGCUACGUCUGCUCAGCUGCACUUGUGGACAGGUUGGUGUGCCACACCAACUUGGACAAGUCACAUGCGUGUGGACAAGUCACAUGCGUGUUCACAAGAAUGAGGUGAAGUUCGGUGCCUUGUGAGUGAACAUUGUUUCCCGAAAAGGCAGCUGCUGGCCUUGCACAUGAGGCCACAUACUCGAAGCUUGUGGCAAGCUUUCAAUGAAUGGUUUCCUUUUCUGCACUCACUGCUGUCUGCCUGUGCCUUGAGACUUGUCAACUGGACUCUCAAGGCCAUCACUCCUUACACUAGGCCUGCACCUUCUUUACUGAAAAUAAAGUAUGCCCUUGCGAUGUG
Dermacentor andersoni is the source of this 1651-nucleotide messenger RNA. RefSeq lists its product as uncharacterized. The record is from RefSeq and is a predicted model, not a curated record. Lineage: Eukaryota; Metazoa; Arthropoda; Arachnida; Ixodida; Ixodidae.